This is a messenger RNA of Rhopilema esculentum, 2362 nucleotides long. Its product is annotated as hippocalcin-like protein 1. Lineage: Eukaryota; Metazoa; Cnidaria; Scyphozoa; Rhizostomeae; Rhizostomatidae. The record is from RefSeq and is a predicted model, not a curated record. Gene Ontology annotation, molecular function: calcium ion binding.
AUUUGAUAUUAUUACGUAUCCACUAAUUUCCUUUUGCAACUGAAAAAGGCUUACAAGGUUUAAGGUAGAUUCUCAAGUGCGAUAUCGAACAUGUUGGCUUUUUAGGCGGAAUGACACCUGUCCGAUGUGUGUCCAGAGCCUAAGCAGGUCAAAUUGCUUGCAGAUGCUCGUCCAACACCUAUUGUUGCAUGAACAAAAGUCUGUUUAAAAACAAUUCUUUUGUACCCAGCUGCAACCAUUGUACAUAAGCAUUGAUGUUUACCUUCACUUUGUUUUUAUAUCACUAAUCCAUGCACUUUUUGGUGAUAUACCAGAUUGCAUUUAUUAAAGAUUUGAUUUCCAAAUUAGCUGCAAAAGAACGUCGCAUCGAUCGUUUGCAAUACGCCUCCGAGAACCUGUUGGGAGAUAAAUGACAGCAUUGCAACUUCAGUUUGUCAAUCAAAAGGUGCAAGACACGUACAUAGCUUGCAACAUAACUCGUGCAUCAAAAAGAAGUGGUAAAAUCACUAUGUAACUAGUCUGCUCCGAAACAAGAAAGAUUUGCCUCCAUAAACACACUGCACUGAUUUGAAGAAAACGUAAGCUGAUGGGGAAAGCACAGAGCAAAAUCCCUCCGUCUGAACUCCAGGAUUUAGCAAAGCAUACCUAUUUCGAUGAACAUGAGCUGAAAAAAUGGUACACAGCGUUCAGUAGAGACUGCCCAACCGGUCGCCUGAACAAGGAACAAUUUAUUGAGCUGUACAAAAAUUUUUACGAGACUGUGGAUGCGACAAAGUUUGCUGAACACGUGUUUCGAACCUUCGAUGUCAACCACGAUAAUACAAUAGAUUUUCGUGAGUUUAUAUGCUCCUUAUCAGUGACAACUAGAGGAACUUCAGAUGAGAAGCUGAAAUGGGCGUUUGGAAUUUACGAUAUCGAUGGUAAUGGCUACAUAACAAAGACGGAAAUUGUCAGUAUUGUGCAGUCCAUUCAGAAAAUGGUUGGGGCGCUAGACGACUCGAAUACCUCGGAAGAGAAGCUAUUGAAAGUUUUCACCAUGUUUGAUACAAAUAGAGAUGGCAAGUUAUCAAUGGAGGAAUUUCUCGAAGGAGCCAAAAAGGACAAGAUAUUCAUGAAAAUGUUACAAAGUUAUGUGUAAAAACUUUUGCAGGAUGGGCGCGGGAAACCCGCUGUGACGCGGGAAAGAAGAAAUCUUGGGUUUAUGCCCCUGUUAUUAAAUAGAAGCUGACCAAAACAUAGUUAAAUGAACGAAUUAUAGUGUUUAUAGGAGUUUCUAAAGGCAUUUUGACAAAGCCGCUAGAUGCGGGGCUUUAGCGCUUAAAGUAUGCACCUCUAGUAACACGAACUGGUUAUAAAUGAAACGUUCAGCGAACAUAAAUGACUCUCUCUGAUAUGAAUGCUGUAGCAAAAAGCUCCAUGAAAUUAAAUCUGAAGCAAUUUUAUCGCAGGUCAUAUUAAAAUUAGCCUUAUUUCUCUCACGUAGCCAAUACAAAUAAUUAAACGGCCUUGAAAAGUAUGAAUUACAACAACAACACUAAUGGCAUUAUUUAAAUGGCAUCAUAGAGCUGAUCCUGUUUCAAUAGCAAAAAUAAACAGCAGCGUGAAGAUCUGAAGGAUAUGUUUCAAUUCAACAAGAAGGCUUAUUGCCUAAGGUUUCUCUUUAAACGCAGGUGGUUUUAGAUCCAAUAGCAGUUGCGAUUUCUUUAGCUCAAAACUUGUUUAGGAGUUUGCUGUAGCUUUGAUUAGCAAUUUUGAUCUCAGGUGCUAACCUCUCGGGGGGUAUACUAUGCGGUUCUAAGUCGUUGGGAAAUAUGAGCCGGUAUUUUUCUAAGAUUUCACAGAGAAUUGGCAGAUUUGCAAUGAAAGAGUAAAGUGAUGGACACGGUGCAAUUAUGUUUGUCGGUGAUAUUCGCAGCUGCAAUGAAGCACUUGUUUAACAUCGCAAACUUAAAUUGGGGACGUCGGUAGAGAUUCCUGUGAUAUUAUACCAAGCAGCAUGGCAGAAAAAUUUUUGUACCUGUACAAACAUUCUUUGGCAACGAUAGAAUGCGUUUGAGCAGGUGUAAUCUAGGAGGAUGAAAAGAAAAACUUCACCAGGCCUCGUGGAUUAGAAGUCAUGGGGUAGCUUGAUCCACGUGGCUCCCUACCGGGGUAUGUGGACAUGAUCACAGCAUGACUCAAUUUGCAGGGGACCAAAUAUCCAUUUUCAAAAUAUGUCCCUUUUUCCAUCUGAUUUUGCAAGAAUAGCAUUUUCUCUCCUGUCACACAAUAUCACACCGGAAGUCGAUUGGUGGUUUAUUGAUUGACAGGAAUAUUCUGACCAAUCAAAGAAAACUGGUAUAUUUCUGUUAGUCAGUAAUUU